ACUGACAAGAAGUAAAUACUAUUAGUUAUUGAAUUCUGAUGUAGUUACACGAUUCCAGUGUAAUAAAAUGAACAGUUUUGAGUAAUUUCCUUUGAGGGUUUUAGGAAUGUUAUCAAGCAGUUUCUGGUUGGGAAAUAUUGGCUGCAAGUACUUGAAUGCCAGCCUGUGUAUGUCACCAGACUCAGCCUCUGCUGGUUUAAUGUUUAAUCUCUGCUCGGGCUUCCUGCUACAGCGCCUCUCAGACUCGCUUUUAUCAGAGUUGUUUAUACUAUGUGAAGCCAUUUUAGCACAGCCAUACUCGCUAACAGCGAACCAGUCUAUUCUUACAGCAAGCUACAGCAAAAUGACGGACCUCAGCAGACCAUAUUCGGAUAACAUCUCAUCCUCACAAAGUGAAAAUUUCAACAGAGCAUAUUCAGAGAAGGAUCCUUCAGAAAUUCACAAUGAUGACAAUUCUGAGGACUUUAGCUAUUCCCCUGAUGAACACAGCUGUUCAGCCAAGCAGAAGGACAACAAGGAAGCCGAGAAGAUGAAAAAAAGUGCCUUUCUUAGAUCUUGGACUGGCCUGUUUAAGAAAUGGAAGAAAACCGAUUCUGAAUCUCAUUCCACAUCCUCAGGGGAACUUAAAAUACUACCCAACGGCACAAGAUGUAGUCCGCCUGUUUCUCCAUUGCUGGACAGAAAACAUUGGUAUGGGCUUACUGGUGACCUCAAGUAUGACACUCUUGAAUCCGAACUGACCAGUAUCCAUCCGGCAGAAUACUAUGCUGAGAAGUUAGAGGUAUACCAGUUAAAAUACUCUUACCUGAAGUCUUGGCCCGGGCUUUUAAGACUACUUGCUGGCCUUCAACUUGUGUUUGGUGGGAUGGUUUUCGCCUGUGUAUGUGCAUAUAUUCAAAGAGACAGUGAGUGGUCCAACUAUUACAGACCAAAUUAUGGUGCACAAGGUUACCGUUACAGUGGCCCCCUGACAGCCUUUGUGUUGGUCAUUGUUGGACUCUCAUGGAUACUGACUGUUAUUCUGCUGGGUUUGGGAUUUACAAUGUAUUACAGAACGAUCCUGCUGGAUUCCAAAUGGUGGCCUCUUACUGAGGCUGUUACGAAUCUAGUCCUUUCGCUGCUGUACAUGGCAGUGGGUAUCGUCUAUGUGAAUGAUCUGAAUCGUGGUGGGCUUUGCUUCAUGACAGUCGGCAUCAACCCAAUCGUGUCUAAUCUGUGUCGUGUCGAGGGGGGUCAGAUGGCUGGGACUGCAUUUAUAUUCAUUAACAUGGUCAUGUACUUGAUAAGCUUCCUGGUGUGCCUUAAAAUGUGGAAGCAUGAAGCUGCCCGCCAUCACAGGGAGGCCAUGACAAGCCAGUUGAGAAGCCCGUUACAGCAGCCUACUCUGAAAUCCACAUCCAAUACAGGCAGCUCCUCGACUAGAUCCAAGAAAAUUUCAUUCAAAGAUGAAAUGGAUCAAAGCACUGUGAAUGAGAUCAUGCUGCCUUAUGUCUCAGAGAGAGCUGAACAACGAAAGAUUUUAACUGGAGCUAUUCCAAUAGGACACAUUCCUAAACCCAGAGUCGUCGCUGAUUAUAUAAUAAAAUAUCCUGAAAUUCAUUCUGUAGAAGACAGAGAGCAAUACAAAGCAGUCUUUAAUGACCAAUACCUGGAGUACAAGGAACUGCACAGGGAGAUCACAGCCACUUUAAUAAAGUUUCAGGAAUUAGACAGCAUGAUGAGCCAACUCAUCAAUAACAGGAGAAGCCCUGAGGAUAGCAAGAGAAUCAUGGACUUAGUGAAAACAUAUGAUCAAAAAAAGAAUGAUCAACACUUUCUGGAGAAGAAGGAACGGUGUGAAUAUCUAAAAGCAAAACUAAGCCACAUAAAGAUGAGGAUUCAUGAUUUUGAUAGAAAUUUCACUAUGAAGGACAGCAAUUACAUCAUGAAUGAAACACAGGAGUAUGACAGUCCACCUCAGUACAGUCCACACUACAUUGCCCCAUCAAAUAUGUACACAUCUAGAAGUUUCUACUCUCAAAGAAGCGAGUAUGGCUUAUACUCUUCGGUGCCUGAUGCUCCUCAAACGGAGGGAAACCCUCAGCACUUCUACAGAUGGUUCUCACCACCUGGCAUCGUGAAAACUAUGGAGGGACUGACUGCUCUGCUCUGUUUUGUUAUUUUCGCCUGCGUUGCUUCCACUCUAGUUUGGGAUAUGCAGGGCUACGAGGGCAGAUCGGGGCCUAUGUCUCUAUAUCUGGGCUACUAUAUGAUGUCUUCUUACUACUAAGGAACAAACUACCUCUAUCAGAGCUCUUAUAUGACACCCUACUCAGCAAAGUCAGCCAUGAUCUCCAUGGCAGCUCUUAAUUUCGUAGUAUCCUUAGCCAUCCUAGUGGUUAGUUUCUCAAAGACUUGGUGUGUGCAUGGAAAAACGUUUUACCUGACAGUUUUUGUGGUGGAUGUGGUUCUGGCAAUUCUUCAGUGUAUUAUAGACAUCAUAUUCGUCAUUGGGGUGAAUCCCAUGGCCCAGAGUUCACAAAGCAUCAUGUACAACCCCAUCCUGAUGAUGUGUCAGACCUCAUUAGGGACUCCCAGCAUCAGCGCCGGAGCCGGCACAGGCUUCCCAGGUGCAUAUCCGUCCUUUAAUCGAUAUCUUCAUCACUACUGCUUCAUGGAUCCUGAGGAGGCUGUGGCUCUGGUAUGUGGGCUGUUUGUCAUGAUUGCUCUGGUUGUUGCAGCCUAUUUUGCCUAUAAGACUCGAAGCAAAAUAUGGCGUCAUGGCAAACCUAAUAUCUACUGGGAGGAACCACCUAUCCUCAGAACAAACAGGAGCCAGAAUUCACAAAACUGGCGAAGCACUCAAUACACCCCCACUGUGGUUUUAUCAGAGAAGGCUUCCCCUCAUGUGAAAGCAGAGAACAGCGUCACCUCAUACACUGAGGGAACAGUGAGCAUCUACAGCGAGGGAGCAUACAAAAGCAACGUGUAUUCUGAGAAUGUGAACAGUUGCUCCCCAGAGCCAUUGUACCAGAAUCGGUGGAUGUGCUUUAACCCUGUGGAGGAAGUUGAAGUGCAGAGCAGCUCAGUGCAAGAGAAACCUGUAACGUACGAGACUGAGGAUGUGCUUUGUGCGACAGGGUACACCACUGCUGGAGAUUCGGCCAAUGAAUUAGACACGAAUGAGUUGGAGGAUUCUUAUUCAGAAAUUACAACCGAUGAACAGCGCAGACAGUACAAGAAACAGUUUGAUAUCUGCCUCGCUGAAUAUAAGAACAUCCGUGUAGAAAUGGAUGAUAUCAGUGAUCAAAUGAAUGAACUGAGCCGAGAGUUGGACACCCUCCGUGAGGAAUCCACCAAGUUCCAGGCUGUAGCUGAUGAAUAUAAUCGACUCAAGGAUCUGAAGCGGUCUCCAGAAUACCAGGCUAAGAAGCUCCGGUGUAAAAAACUGAGGCAGGAGCUGUGUCAUAUCAAGCAACUGGUGAAAAAUUACGACAGAUGCUUUGCAAGGAGAGAGAAGACUAAUAUUGCUGAUCAUCAGGAUUUCUUUGUCUAAAACUGUACACGUGUAUGCAUUCACUGUAUACGUCACUAUAUGUACAGACAUUUACAUGCUGUGCUGAGUGAGUUGCGUCUGUAAAGUUGCAGUUGUAAAUAUUUUUGAUUUUCCUGUAAAAUUAUCUCUUUACUAUUUGUGUAUAUGUAUAUAUAUA
Molecule: messenger RNA, 3692 nt
Organism: Cyprinus carpio (common carp)
Lineage: Eukaryota; Metazoa; Chordata; Actinopteri; Cypriniformes; Cyprinidae
Biological process (GO): positive regulation of transcription elongation by RNA polymerase II; snRNA transcription by RNA polymerase II
Cellular component (GO): transcription elongation factor complex; membrane
Molecular function (GO): cis-regulatory region sequence-specific DNA binding
Source: RefSeq, a predicted model, not a curated record